AUGAUGAAGUGGCUCGUGGUCCUGUCAGCCCUCGUGGCUUUCUCCGAAUGCAUCCACAAGAUUCCCCUGAUCAAGGGAAAGACUGCCAGGCAAGAUCUGCAGGAGAAAGGACUAUGGGAGAAGUACAGGAAGAUGUAUCCAUACAACCCUAUGGCCAAGUUCUACCAGAGCGGUAUUGAGUCCAUGACCAACGAUGCUGACUUGUCCUACUAUGGUGUGAUCUCCAUCGGCACCCCUCCUCAGUCCUUCAGCGUCAUCUUUGACACCGGCUCUUCCAACCUGUGGGUCCCUUCAGUCUACUGCUCCAGCCAGGCCUGCCAGAACCACAAUAAAUUCAACCCACAGCAGUCCAGCACCUUCAAAUGGGGCAGCGAGUCUCUGUCCAUCCAGUACGGCACCGGCAGCAUGACUGGACAUCUGGCCAUUGACACUGUUGAGGUGGGUGGCAUCUCUGUGGCCAACCAGGUGUUUGGAGUUAGCCAAACAGAGGCUCCCUUCAUGGCUAACAUGGUGGCUGAUGGCAUCCUGGGAUUGGCCUUCCAGGCCAUUGCCUCUGACAACGUCGUGCCCGUCUUCGACAACAUGGUCAAUGAAGGACUGGUGUCUCAGGCCAUGUUCUCCGUCUACCUGAGCAGCCAGAGUGAACAGGGCAGUGAGGUGGUCUUUGGUGGUGUUGACAGCAGCCACUACACUGGACAAAUCACCUGGAUCCCUCUGUCCUCUGCCACCUACUGGCAGAUUGCAAUGGACAGCGUUACCAUCAAUGGACAGACUGUGGCCUGUUCUGGUGGCUGCCAGGCCAUCAUCGACACCGGUACCUCCCUGAUCGUUGGCCCAACCAGUGACAUCAACAACAUGAACUCCUGGGUUGGAGCCUCAACCGACCAGUACGGAGACGCCACAGUGAGCUGUCAGAACAUCGGGAGCAUGCCCGAAGUCACCUUCACCCUCAACGGAAACGCCUUCACCAUCCCCGCAUCUGCCUACGUCUCUCAGAGCUCCUACGGUUGCAGUACUGGCUUUGGCCAGGGUGGCUCUGACCAGCUCUGGAUCCUGGGAGAUGUCUUCAUCAGGGAGUACUAUGCUAUCUUUGAUUCCCAGGCUAAGCAAAUUGGUUUGGCCACGUCUGCGUAGUCAAAUGAGACACCCGGUAGAUAAUCUAUAAAUGUUUUCACUGGAGGGGCUUGUUUGAGUUGAAGCUAAAAUGGUGGAAAUACAUA
Etheostoma cragini (Arkansas darter) is the source of this 1220-nucleotide messenger RNA. Its product is annotated as pepsin A-like. The record is from RefSeq and is a predicted model, not a curated record. Gene Ontology annotation, molecular function: aspartic-type endopeptidase activity. Bases 1 to 1134 code for a protein of 377 amino acids. Gene Ontology annotation, biological process: proteolysis. The transcript has 9 exons. NCBI's taxonomy places the organism in Eukaryota, Metazoa, Chordata, Actinopteri, Perciformes, Percidae.